Molecule: messenger RNA, 1197 nt
Organism: Aspergillus fumigatus Af293
Lineage: Eukaryota; Fungi; Ascomycota; Eurotiomycetes; Eurotiales; Aspergillaceae
Product: bZIP transcription factor
Exons: 2
Coding region: 1-1197 (398 amino acids)
Source: RefSeq, a predicted model, not a curated record
AUGCCAAACAAGCGUAAGCGAGAUAUUCCCGCAGUACCAGACAUCACCGAGGAUCCGGUGGAGCGAAAACGAAUUUUGGGCGUACUAGCUCAAAGAAGAUACCGUGAGAGGAAGAGACAGCAAUGGCAGGCUCUACAGGCUCGAGCGGAGAGUCGCUCCGGCUCUGAGGACGGGCAGCCUCAAGUCGGGGACGUUCCGUUGGCUUUGAAAGCAGCUGUCGAGACAAGAACGACCUCGGAUCCGGCUGAAGCUGGUGCCUCACAGACAGUAGAGAACAUCUCAUUCAACAGCGAAGGUCCUUGUGCUGGCCCCUCUCAGUAUAUGUCCGAGCUCCCUGACCAAAGCAUGGAUCUUAUUCCAGAUGCGCUUCCUCCCAGCGAAUUUCUCUUAUUUCCGCAGUCUCCGCUCUCGCCUGCACAUCCUGCUCAGGAAAUGCCCGCAAUGCCCUUGUCUGCCGUAGAGGAUCCGUUCUCCUGCUUUGCCUCAGCAGCUUUCUUUCCAAAUCUGCUGCCCUCAUUUCAGUCCGCUCAGAGCACCAACAGCCCUGGAGGCGAUUGUAGUCUUUCGGACCGGCUUCAAACAUACCAAACCGCGACCUUCUCCUUCCCAGAUGACCAUCUGCUAGAGAUCCCCUCUCUUACCCUUCUCAAUGCCGCAAUGAAGGUAGCCCAGCGGUUGAACAUUGCCGGCAUACUAUGGGACCUCACGUCCAUAAGCCCAUUCUACAAAGGGCCCGAGAGCCAGACGAUUUCCUCGCCACCAUCUCUCUCGUCCGGCUCCUCAUCGCCACCCUCAACAGCACCCAGUCCCGACGGACCCGACGAUGUCAUCGAACUUCCCCGUCAUCUCCAACCGACUCCCUCUCAGCGACUCAUCCCUCAUCAUCCCAUUCUGGACCUCCUCCCCUGGCCAAGUACCCGGGAUAAACUCAUCCAGGUGUUCCAUCUCCCCCCAGAGAUGCGGCCAAAGUCUGCGCAGGACCCCAUUGGUCUUCUUCGAUUUGUCUAUGAUAUGGAGGAUGUCAGUGGAGAGGGCAUCAAGGUCCGGGGCGGGGAUCCAUUUGCCCCCGAGGCGUGGGAGGUUGGACAGGUGGUGUUCGAGCGGUGGUGGUGGGCUUUUGAUGGCGAGAUUGUAGAGCGAAGUAAUUGUGUGAGGAGAGAGUGUGGGAAAAAUCAAUUGAUGAUGAGGAUUGAGUAA